Helianthus annuus (common sunflower) is the source of this 1647-nucleotide messenger RNA. RefSeq names its product cytochrome P450 76T24. The coding region runs from base 36 to 1526 and encodes 496 amino acids. The record is from RefSeq and is a predicted model, not a curated record. The transcript has 3 exons. NCBI's taxonomy places the organism in Eukaryota, Viridiplantae, Streptophyta, Magnoliopsida, Asterales, Asteraceae. Gene Ontology annotation, molecular function: heme binding; oxidoreductase activity, acting on paired donors, with incorporation or reduction of molecular oxygen; iron ion binding.
UUACCAAAAAAAGACAUCCCCUCAACAUACCAAAAAUGGAUAAUUAUCUCACCUUCUCUGUCCUAUUUUCUUUCCUUUUAACAUUCGUCUAUGCGAUCACCAUCUCCAGCCGCCGCAACUCACGCCUUCCGCCAGGGCCUUUCCCUUUUCCGAUCAUUGGAAACCUUUUACACCUCGGCGACAAGCCCCACCAAUCUCUUGCCACACUCUCCAAGCGUUACGGUCCUUUAAUGUCGCUUAAGCUUGGAACUAGAACAACCAUUGUCGUUUCAUCACCCGAUAUUGCCAAAGAGUUUUUUCAAAAACAUGACCAUUUGUUCUCUAGCCGAUCAAUGCCCGACACUGCAAGGCUGGUGGACCACGAUAAGUACUCCAUGGUGUGGCUUCCAGCGGGAGAUCAAUGGCGAAGACUACGAAGAAUAACCAAAGAGUAUAUAUUAUCAGUGCAACGUCUAGAUGCUAGUGAACCACUCCGCCAAAAGAAGGUAAAAGAACUUCUCGAUCAUGUUAAUCAUUGUUGCACAAGUGAAAAGGCUGUGAACAUAGGUGGAAUGGCAUUUACGACGUUACUUAAUGUACUGUCAAACUACAUGUUUUCUAUGGAUCUUGCCCAGUAUGAUUCUUUGUCAUCACAAGAAUUCAAGGAUAAUGUUUGGGCUAUACUAGAAAUUGUAGGGAAGCCAAAUAUAGCCGACUAUUUUCCAAUUCUUAAAAUGUUUGAUCCCCAAGGGUUACUACGACGCGCAAAUGUUCAUGGUAACAAGAUAUUGACUAUCCUGGAUAGGGUUAUCGAUCAACGGUUGCAAACAAUAUCAACUUUAACAGCAAACAACGAUGUGUUGGACUUGUUGCUCAACCUUACCCGAAAGGAUGAAACCAUGUUCAAUCAAAAUGACAUGAGACAUUUGUUUUUCGUUUUAUUUAUUGCGGGAACUGAUACAACAUCGAGCGUGUUGGAAUGGGCCAUGGCUGAACUUAUUCACAGCCCAAAUAAAUUGGAAAAGGCUCGCUCAGAGGUUAUCAAAUUCAUGGAAAACAAGAAGAAUAUAAUACAAGAAUCAGAUAUCUCUCAACUCCCUUAUCUGCAAGCUGUUAUAAAAGAAACUCUUCGUUUACAUCCCCCAGCCCCUUUUCUUGUCCCUCACCAAGCCAUACAAGACGUAGAAAUCCAAGGCUUCAUGGUUCCUAAAAAUGCACAAAUUCUUUGUAAUGUGUGGGCAAUGGGACGAGACCCAAAACUUUGGUCACAUCCAGAAACGUUCAUGCCAGAGAGGUUUUUGGAGGAAGUCAAUGUUGACUAUAGAGGCCAAGAUUUUGAACUCAUUCCGUUUGGUGCUGGAAGGAGGAUAUGUCCGGGGUUAAAUAUGGCGUAUAGAAUGUUGCAUAUAAUGUUAGGUUCUUUGAUUCAGAAGUUUGAUUGGAAGCUCGAAGGAAACAUGAGAGUACAAGAUAUGGAUAUGGGCGAGAAGUUUGGGCUCACGUUGCAAAGAAGUGUACCACUUAAGGCUAUUCCACUCAGACUUUAAUGGGUUUUAAACAGGUGUAUUUAUAUUGUUUAAACAAGAAUAAAAAAUGUAUUAGUAAAUUGUGUAACCGUAUAAUGUAACUAAUGUGCUUAUAUUCGUGGUUCUAAGAUAAUGAUUUAGU